Messenger RNA from Sander lucioperca (pikeperch), 3734 nucleotides. RefSeq names its product leucine rich repeat neuronal 1 (gene lrrn1). Gene Ontology annotation, molecular function: protein binding. Lineage: Eukaryota; Metazoa; Chordata; Actinopteri; Perciformes; Percidae. Bases 591 to 2744 code for a protein of 717 amino acids. The transcript is spliced from 3 exons. The record is from RefSeq and is a predicted model, not a curated record.
GGAAUCAGCUGACUGGUCUGGACAGCGCCAGGUGUUUUUUCUUUUUUAUUAUUUUUUUUAAUAAUUUUCCUUCUCCAUCCGUAGGAGGAGCAGGCGGCGGCAGCAGCAGCGGCACAGCGGAGGAAUAUCAGGGCGACAAACCGGACGGUGGUGGGUUGUAGGCAGCAGGUUGGAGAUCUCUGUGCAGACCGCACCAUGCCUCUUUCCGAGGCGCCCUGUGACUGAUCGGAUACACAAGCGACAAAUCGUUGUAAACGUCCGCCAGCUGAACCCCUUAGGAUACAGGAAUAUGUGUUCUUACGCUAUUUGAUAAGACCGUUCACUUUGCAUUAUAGCAUUGAUCUUAUUUAUUGUUGUGUAUUGACGCGUAUAUCUGGAUAAAGGACCUGUGCGCUUGGAAACAUCGGACUGGAAUGCCAACAAGAUUACUCUGGGGCUCCAAGAUCUUGAUGUAAAAUUCUACCCUCUGCUUCAACUCCUGACCAUUUCACUGGACUGGAAGACCUACAGUAAUCAGCGGAAAGUCUGGUUGAUGACUGUAACACACUCUCUCCCCAAAUCAUCUGCCCCUCCUCCUGUCCUACACCAGCAUGGCUAGACGGAGGUUAGACGGCUUACCUCUAGGCCAGGUAUAUGCUGGCCUGAUGCUGGUAUCGAUAGGACUAUCCUUCGUCCAGAGCAAUGAGUGCCCUCAGCUGUGUGUAUGCGAGAUCCGGCCAUGGUUUACCCCUCAGUCCACCUACAGAGAAGCCAUCACUGUGGACUGCAAUGACCUUCGCUUAACACGCAUCCCAGGAAACCUCUCCAGUGACACUCAGGUUCUCCUCCUACAGAGCAACUACAUUGCCAAGACCGAUGACGAGCUGGAGCAGCUUUUCAACCUGACUGAGCUAGACUUGUCCCAGAACAACUUCAGUAGCAUUCGAGAUGUUGGCCUUACCAAUAUGUCCCAGCUCACCACACUUCAUCUGGAGGAGAAUCAGAUCAUGGAAAUGCCAGAUUACUGUCUGCAGGACCUCAGCAACCUGCAGGAGCUCUACAUCAACCACAAUCAGCUCAACACUAUCUCUGCCAAUGCCUUCUUUGGUCUCCACGACCUGCUCAGGCUUCACCUAAACUCCAACAAGCUCAAGACCAUCACCAGCCAGUGGUUUGAAUCUACGCCCAACCUAGAGAUCCUCAUGAUUGGGGAGAACCCCAUUGUUGGAAUAAUGGACUUUAAUUUCAAGCCACUGGGCAACCUUAGAAGCCUGGUUUUGGCUGGGAUGGAUUUGACAGACAUCCCUGGAAAUGCCUUUGUGGGACUUGACAAUCUUGAGAGCCUCUCUUUCUAUGACAAUAAGCUGGUCCGAGUUCCUCAGAGAGCCUUUCAGAAACUGCCUAACCUAAAGUUCUUGGAUUUGAACAAAAACCCGGUGCACAAGAUUCAGACAGGAGAUUUCAAGAACAUGCUGAGACUGAAGGAGCUGGGUAUAAACAACAUGGGAGAGCUGGUUUCUAUUGACCAGUACGCUCUGGACAAUCUGCCUGAGCUCACAAAGCUGGAGGCUACAAACAACCCCAAGUUCUCUUACAUCAACCGUCAGGCCUUUCGUGAUGUCCCAGCCUUGGAGAGUCUAAUGCUGAACAACAACGCCCUGAAUGCCCUGUAUCAGUCCACGGUGGACUCUCUGCCCAACUUGCGUGAGAUUAGCAUCCACAGCAAUCCUCUGCGUUGUGACUGUGUCAUACAGUGGAUGAGCUCCAACAAAACCAGUGUCCGUUUCAUGGAACCUCCAUCCAUGUUUUGUGCCAUGCCAGCAGAAGUAAGGGGUUUGCAUGUGCGGGAGGUGCUGCAGAAUAAUUUAGCAAACCAGUGCCUGCCCCUGAUUUCCCAUGAUACUUUCCCAAGCCACCUCAACCUUGACAUUGGCAUGACCUUGGACUUGGACUGCAGAGCCAUGUCCCAGCCUGAGCCUGAAAUCUACUGGGUGACACCAAUGGGGAACAAGGUAAUGAUGGACACCCUAUCUGACAAGUACAGCCUUAGCAGUGAAGGGACAUUGAGAAUUUCUCAUAUCCAAGUAGAAGACUCUGGCAGAUACACCUGUGUGGCUCAAAAUUCAGAGGGAGCUGACACAAGAGUGACAGCUAUACGGGUGAAUGGCACUCUGUUAGACAGCACUCAGCUAAUGAAGAUCUACGUCAAACAAACAGAAUCUCACUCUAUCCUGGUCUCCUGGAAAAUAAACUCCAAUGUAAUGACCUCUAACCUCAAGUGGUCAUCUGCCACCAUGAAAAUAGACAACCCACAUAUUACUUACACUGCCAGGGUACCUGUUGAUGUCCAUGAGUACAACCUUACGCAUUUACAACCAGCAACUGAGUACGAGGUGUGCCUCAGUGUCUCCAACAUCCACCAACAAACACAGAAGUCAUGCGUGAAUGUGACGACAAAGCAGGCAACCUUCGCUGUGGAAAUAUCUGACCAAGGGACUAACACUGCUCUUGCAGCAGUCAUGGGAACAAUGUUUGCAAUCAUCAGUCUGGCCUCUUUAGGAGUGUAUAUUGCCAAGAGAUGGAAGAGGAAAAACUAUCACCAUUCUCUGAAAAAGUACAUGCAGAAAACCUCGUCAAUACCGCUAAACGAGUUGUACCCUCCUCUUAUCAACUUGUGGGAAGCAGACAGUGAAAAGGAGAAAGAGGGCUCAUCCGAGACCAAACCCAGUCAGGUGGACACCACACGCAGCUAUUACAUGUGGUGAGAACUCUCCAGUGGGAGAUAUAGAGACAUGUUUCUUUCAGGAGCACAAAUAUACAUACUUGCUUCUUUGUGUAAGGGAACUAAGUCAUUUUUGCUUUCAUGUUUUCUGUUUGUUUUAUUAGUUCUCUCAAACUUGCUCUUUAAAGCAAAUGACGAACCAAGAUUUUCAGAUCUUUAGUUUAGCAUAUUGCCUUUUUACCUUUUCGCCCAUUUUGACACACAAUAUGGCAGCUUUGUUUAGCUUCCUGGACUUAGUAGUCACUGUGCUUUAUUUUUAGUACUUGUUUUAAUGAACACAGCAUGAGCAUUGUCACAGAUUCAGUACACAAGCAAAGGAAAAGUUAAAAUCAAACCUGUUUUUGACAUGUUACUAUGGCAGAACUGUUAGAGACUGCCAUCUUUCUUUCUCUUGUAAAACAGUUUCACUGUUGACUGUUGUGCACUGAAAUAUAUAUACUAAUUUGUCUAUCAACACAAAUAUAAGCUGACAAAGUAUGUUUAGACUUGAUAUACUGUCUAUUAAAUAUUGUUAGCAAUUCCUCUGUAAUGUUGUAUCAGCUAUGACUUAAAUUACUUUUUGUACAUUAACUAAUUAUAAUAACAUAAUAAGUAUGUUUGAUUUAGACUUUCAGUUUGCAGAGCAGUUACUGUAAACCAGCAAUAGAAAUAUGAAUGUUAUGAACUAGGUAAAUAGAUGUAAGGCUUUUUAAAUUUCUUAAAUAUUUCUUUUCUUAUUUUGCUAGAAUAUGUCUACAAUCACUGGUUUUGUUGUGGUUUACACACACAAACAUGUUGUUUAUUGAGGAGCAAGUUAAAUAAAAUCUUCUUUCCUCAUAUUUUUUAAACCAUGAUUUUAACACUAAGUGUCAUUUUUAGAAAACAGUACAUAUAUUAAAGCAUAUCAUAGGACCUUUAAAUAAAUAUGCUUUGGAGAAACAGACAUUUACAGGUUGAAAGUAAAGUUUGAAAAGCUUAAAUUGUUGUUGCAGGG